AUGACCCUGGAGCGUCACACUCUCUCGGCCAACUGGUCCUUUCGUGACCGCGACUCCGACUCUGAUGAAUGGCUGCCCGUCCCUGUAGUGCCAUCCUCGGUGCAACAGGACCUGAUUCACAAUAAGAAAUUAAAAGAUCCAUUCAUUGGCUUCAAUGAACUCGAUGCUCGCUGGACAAACGAAAAAUCAUGGGUGUACCGCAACACCUUUACCAGACCACCAACAAUUCCUGAUGGAGCCAUCGUAGACUUGGUCAUGGAAGGUUUGGAUACUUUCGCCACAGUCAAGUUGGAUGGGGAAGUCAUUUUGAUCAGCGAUAACAUGUUUCUCGGCCACAGAGUCAAUAUCACCAAAGCUCUGGCAACAGAAAACCGGGAACAUACCAUCGAAAUUGAAUUCGACUGUGCCCUACUAAAAGCUCGGGAUAUCCGCAAUCAACAUCCCGAACACAAAUGGGUCGGCUUCAACGGGGACCCUUCUCGCCUCGCGGUGCGCAAAGCACAGUACCACUGGGGCUGGGAUUGGGGACCAGUCCUGAUGACCGCCGGGAUUUGGCGCCCAAUUCGGUUGGAGGUCUAUACCGCGCGGAUUGCGGAUCUAUGGCCAAAGGUCGAGCUCGCCGCAGACCACCAAACCGCUGAAAUCAAGACUGUGGCCACAAUUGACACUCCCAUUGACGGAGACUUCAUUGCCCACUUCACCCUGAGCUUGCGUGGCAAGGAAAUUACCAAUAUAGAUAUUCCGGUCUUGCACGGAACUCCCACCGACGUAUCCUUCCUCGUCAAUCGUCCUGAGCUUUGGUGGCCUCAUGGCUAUGGUGACCAACCUCUCUACGAGGUUUCUGUGGCUCUGCUGCGUGAUAACAAACUUAUUGACCAAACAAGCAAGAAGAUUGGCAUUCGAACAGCUGAGAUUGUUCAGCAGCCCGACAAGCAUGGAAAGUCAUUCUACUUCCGUAUCAAUGGCCAGGAUAUCUUCUGCGGGGGUUCUUGCUGGAUCCCCACCGAUAGCAUCCUGACGAAUAUCAGUGCUGAUCGGUAUCGAUUGUGGAUUGAAUUGAUGGUAGCUGGUCGACAAAAUAUGAUUCGUGUGUGGGGAGGUGGUAUCUACGAGGACGAUUAUUUCUACGAAGUUUGCGACGAACUCGGCGUGAUGGUAUGGCAGGACUUCAUGUUUGGCUGUGGUAAUUACCCAACCUGGCCAGCAAUUUUGGAAUCAAUUCAGCAGGAAACAAUUUACAACGUCAAGCGACUCCGUCACCAUGCAUCGAUCGUGAUAUAUGUUGGCAACAAUGAGGACUACCAGGUGCAAGAGUCGGAGGGACUGACCUACAAUUACAAUGAUAAAGAUCCGGAGAGCUGGCUCAAGACGGAUUUCCCUGCUCGAUAUAUCUACGAGAAGCUGCUUCCCGAAGUGGUAGCUGAGUACUGCCCUACCACCUUUUACCACCCUGGAAGCCCAUGGGGCGAUGGCAAAAUAUCAUCUGAUCCGACCGUUGGUGAUAUGCAUCAGUGGAAUGUUUGGCAUGGCACACAGGAGAAAUAUCAGAUUUUCGAUACUCUGGGCGGUCGCUUCAACAGCGAGUUCGGAAUGGAAGCCUUCCCACAUAUUUCUACGAUUGAUUAUUUUGUUGAGAAUAAGAGCGACAUGUUCCCACAAUCACAUGUGAUCGACUUCCAUAACAAGGCUGAUGGCCACGAGAGACGACUUGCGACAUAUCUGGUUGAGAAUGUCCGGUCUGCGACCGACCUCGGGACCUGCAUCUAUCAUACUCAGCUCAUCCAAGCCGAGACAAUGAUGUUCGGAUACCGCGGCUGGCGCCGACAAUGGGGCGACGAACGACACUGCGGCGGCGCCCUCUUAUGGCAACUGAAUGACUGCUGGCCCACUAUUUCAUGGGCCAUCGCCGAUUACUUCUUGAAACCAAAACCCGCGUAUUACGCAGUGAAAAGAGUUCUAAACCCAAUUGCAGUCGGGGUUCGACGCGAACAUCACGAUUGGAGUGUAGCACACGCCCAGCCACCAAAAACCAGCAAAUAUGAACUUUGGAUCGCCAGCAACAAGCCGCAAACCGUCCGCGGUCAAGUUGAGCUUCGAUUUAUAUCCGUCAAUACAGGCCGUGAGACACGGUCACCCAUCGUUCACGCGGAUGUUGAGAUCACGCCAAAUGGAACGACCAACAUAAUCACCGACGGAAUGUUGGAUCAUGUUGCAGACACCGAGCCGAUUGUGUUGGCUGCACGCCUGUGGGUGGAGAAUGAAAUCGUUGCGCGAGAUGUAGACUGGCCACAGCCGUUCAAAUAUCUUGAUCUCUCCGAUCGCAAACUCGAUGUUGAGGCGGCUUCGAUCUCUGGUUCGGUUCGUGUGACUUUCCGUGCGCACAAGCCUGUGAAGGGUCUAGUGUUGGAGGAGCAAGUCGAUGUUAAGUUGAGUGACAAUGCCUUUGAUAUUGUACCGGGUGAUGAGCACGUCAUUACCGUUGAGGGACUGGAAGGGCGUACUCUCAAAUUUCCCAAAAUGGCAUCUGAUCUCCCCCGUACCCAAAAGGCCAUCGUGGUGCAGAAUCCGGGCCCCGACCACACCAUCGUCCUGCGUGAUGACGUCCCCGUCCCGGAACCAGGACCAGGCGAGAUCCUGCUCAAACUGGAAUGCACGGGUCUAUGCCACUCAGAAGUCCGCGCAGUGUUAGGCUGGGGCGCCUACAACCCCAUAAUCGGCCACGAAGGCGUCGGGACAGUCGCAAAACUAGGCCCAAAUGUUUCAAACACAUCUAUCGGCGAGCGGGUAGGACUCAAAUGGAUCUACAACGCCUGUACAGAAUGCAGCAUUUGCAAACGCGGCUUCACACACCACUGUCCCAAUCAACAAAACACAAGCCGACACGUUCCCGGCACAUUACAACAAUACGCUCUCGCAGACGCAAAUUUCAUAACGCCCAUCCCAGCAGGCCUCGCAUCGGAGAUCGCGGCACCGCUACUCUGCGCCGGACUGACAAUGUCCGGCGCCCUAUCCCAUCUAGAAACCUCGCUGGUACCGGGUGAUUGGGUCGUGAUAUCCGGUUCUGGAGGCGGACUCGGACACGUCGGCGUUCAAAUCGCCGCGCGCAUAAACAAAUACCGCGUCAUUGCAAUUGAUAGCGGCGAAGACAAGAAGGAAAUAAGUCUCUCGUCUGGCGCGGAGGUAUUUAUCGAUUUCAAAACAGAGGACGUGGCCAAGCGUGUAGCCGAGGUUACGAGCGAAGGUGCGCAUGCAACUAUCGUUGUACCUGGUACGAAGGAGGCGUUUGAAAUGGCACCGAUGGUUAUUCGGAAUUUGGGGAUUAUCGUUAAUGUCGGGUUGCCGAGGAAUGAUAUAGAGAUUCCAAUUUCUGCGACUGUUUGUGCGGCUAGAGGAAUUACUAUCAAAGGGUCAUCGGUUGGAACUGAAAAGCAAAUGGCGGAGCUGUUGCAAUAUGCGUUACAGGGUGUGAUUACGCCUGCUAUUGAGGUGUUUGAGUUCGCUGAGGCACCUAGGCUGAUUCAGGCUCUUAUUGAUGACGGGAUUAAGGGGAGAGCUGUUGUUACUAUCCCCCAUGGCUAUUAG
This is a messenger RNA of Penicillium cosmopolitanum, 3582 nucleotides long. Its product is annotated as Glycoside hydrolase family 2 immunoglobulin-like beta-sandwich. Lineage: Eukaryota; Fungi; Ascomycota; Eurotiomycetes; Eurotiales; Aspergillaceae. The transcript has 8 exons. Gene Ontology annotation, molecular function: oxidoreductase activity; zinc ion binding; beta-mannosidase activity. The record is from RefSeq and is a predicted model, not a curated record. The coding region runs from base 1 to 3582 and encodes 1193 amino acids. Gene Ontology annotation, biological process: glycoprotein catabolic process; carbohydrate metabolic process.